Leptosia nina is the source of this 621-nucleotide messenger RNA. Lineage: Eukaryota; Metazoa; Arthropoda; Insecta; Lepidoptera; Pieridae. The record is from the annotation of a GenBank genome assembly.
AUGACUGGGACAUUUCACCAAGUGGACUAUGCCUAUCAUAAGAAGAGUUUCCUCAAUUCGGCACGAUACUGUGGCACAGUGGAGCCGCGGAGGCUGAGCUGUGGCCGCGCAGGCGCGCAGGUGAGACAGGUAGGCCCGCCCCAUCGCCCCUCGCGCGCCUCGCUCACCUGCCGUCCCUCAGUCCAUCGCUGCACGCCGAACUGGCGACUUGUGUUCUGCGCGCGCCGCACUUCUCCACGCGUGUUCUCGCUUCCGACGACCAAUCUCCUCAGAACUUUUCUCGAGUUCCCGCCGCUUUCGGUUCGAGUUCGGCGGCGAGUUGCCGUCGAGAGCUCGGUGGUCGGCCGCGGAUGCGGUCGUGAGAGACGCGGGGCAGGCCUCGAGGAGGCCGUCGGCACGCUGUUCCCGCAGCCGCUUGGGUGCGUGUCCUACGCAACGCCGUGCAGCUGCUGUCCACCGCUGUUCCUGCAGCACCCUCUCCCGCUGCCCCUGCCCAUCCCGCUGCCCAUCGCUUUCCCGAUACAGUCCUUAGACCCUGUCGCUAAACACCAGCGUCUGCUGCUCUCGAACAUGGUAAGUGAGAAUUUCCCGCGUAAUUUUCGCCGCGACGAAGUUGUGUGA